Molecule: messenger RNA, 2145 nt
Organism: Trematomus bernacchii (emerald rockcod)
Lineage: Eukaryota; Metazoa; Chordata; Actinopteri; Perciformes; Nototheniidae
Gene: ikbip
Product: IKBKB interacting protein
Exons: 4
Coding region: 224-1336 (370 amino acids)
Source: RefSeq, a predicted model, not a curated record
UCAAGGAGCAGGGUAAAGCAAAAGGAUUGUUAGCGGUGACGUUUUUAAUUUACCACCGUUAAUUAUACAUUUAACAAACCUUUAGUAUCCUACAUUAUGUUCCUACCUGUGAAAGAAGUGUUUUAUUUUAGUUUGCAACUCAACGAAUAGCUGGUAAGACCUUUAUUUUGACUGUUGAAGUCCUUCACUGUGAAAGUUACCCACUGAGUGCCAGUGUGCUAAGAUGCCUGCGGAGUUAAAACAGAGGAAGAAGUCUCAGAAACAAAGCGACCCAGUUCCAGAAACUUCGGCUACUAAUGGGAAAGAUGAAACGCCGAAAGUGAAGACUGAAGCUGGAAACAACGCAGGAGCAAACAAAACCUCCUCCAGUUUAGAUGUUAGGAGUUUAAUGUGCUUGUUGUCGCUGGCAGCGUGCGGGGCUCUCAGCUGGAUGGUACUGCAACAGAAUGACAGGUUUUCUGCAAUUGAAGAAAAGUACAAAUCUUUGCAAGGAAAAACUUCGAGUCUGUUCGACAUGGAGGAGGAAGUCCUAAAGGUUUCUGAAAAGUGUGAGAGCGUCCAGCUGAUGCUGCAAGGUCUCGAGGGUCAGAGGGGGGCUCUGGGGCCCCAGCUGGAGGGUCUGCAGCAGGACGUGAGCCGGCUGCAGGAGUGGUCCUCGGGGCUGAACGAGAAACGGGCUCAGCUCCAGGGCAGCCUGUCGUCGCUGAGAGACGCUGUGGGACAGAUCGAGGAGCGCACCUCCGCCAUCGCCAAGGACUUUGUCAACAAGGUGGCGUCGGUGAAGACGGACGUGCGCAGGAUGGAGGGCCUGCGCUCGGAGCUGGAGUCUCUGCUGACUCAGGUGACGGCGCUGGAAGACAAAACCUCUCAGGUGGAGCACAGCAUGGUCAAACGCAUCGGGGACGUGCUGGCCAACAGCAUCGACCGGGUCCAAAAUCUCCGCGACGCGUCCGAACGCAACACUAAGGCCAUCGAGCAGCUCCGUAAGCAAGUCCCUGAACUCACCGCGGCUGAUACACGGAUCUCUGAGCACCUGAGGGAGCUGGAGAGCGGCAGAGCUCGGCUGAUAAGAACAGUGACCUUUGCUAGUGACCUCAAACCAAAAGUAGCUUCUAUCAAGAGAGACUUGGGGGCGUUUGAGCCUCAGCUGUCAGACCUGACUCUGCGGAUAGGAAGGCUGGCCGAGGAUCUGAUGAAGAGAGAGCAGGAGGUCGCUGAGCUGAGACAGACUCUGGCUAACCUCACUGCUGUAGAGGGAGAUUUAAGUGUUACUGCUAAACAGGUCAGUGAAAUAGCUGAUAUCUCUGAUAUAGGAGCGAUGCACCGGCCAACAUGAGCCAUACUUCAACAUCAUCAAGAUCAAAGAUUUCUCCUUUUGGUUUGUCCUCUGCAAUUACAUCUGGUCACCUGUACUACUGUUUGAGCAUUUACUGAAAUUUACAUUUUUAUUCAGCACAUUUCUAAAAAGUGCUUAACAUACAUUAAAAAAAGCCCAAACCAGCAAUAAUAUUCAAAACUAUUUAAAUAAAAGGUAUUAUAGGAAGUGAAUGCCUGAAAACAUCAACAAAUAAAGAUACAAUUGAGAGGAGGAGAAAAAACUUUCAAGCGUGUGUCGGUAAAUCAUUUAAAAUAUAGCAGUAAAGGUUAACAUAGGUCACUCAAUAAAACAAAGACCAUCAAAACAAACAUUAAAGGCUUUUAUAAACUUUAAAAAAUAAAAAGUAUUUAAAAGAUGAUACUGAUUUACAUAAUUUACUCAGGAAGAUUGUUUCAAAGUAUUCUUGCCUUAAUAGAUAAAGUGCAGCCAUGUUUUUUGUUUAGCCUGACCCAAAGAACAGAGCUGGUAACAAUAACCCAUUAGUACAUUUGAAUGACAACAGCAGCAUCGUGUCUGUUCUUGAGUUGUAAAAUGUGUUUGUAUUUUGCUUGUGGCUGAGCAAGUUUGUUUUCUUUGUUGGUUCCCUCCAGCCAUAUGUGGUUUAACGGUUGAGGUUAACUGGUUUGUUUUGUUUUCCCACAUUUUACACUGAUUACAUUUGAUUUUCUUUGGUUCAAUGGGUGUUCCUAUAGCGGUGGGUUUUUAGGAAACAAAUGUUUUGUUGAAAAUGUAAGUAUUUUGGCAUACAGUAAAUAAGGUAUUCUGUG